Messenger RNA from Sorghum bicolor (sorghum), 1295 nucleotides. RefSeq names its product BTB/POZ and MATH domain-containing protein 2. The record is from RefSeq and is a predicted model, not a curated record. NCBI's taxonomy places the organism in Eukaryota, Viridiplantae, Streptophyta, Magnoliopsida, Poales, Poaceae. Gene Ontology annotation, biological process: protein ubiquitination. The transcript has a single exon. Bases 1 to 1107 code for a protein of 368 amino acids. Gene Ontology annotation, molecular function: protein binding.
AUGUCGACGUCUGCCUCGUCGUCUGCCACCGGCGACGACGACGACGACAGCGGCAGCACGUCGACCAUCACCGCCGAGACGACUACCGGGCGGCACGAGCUCAAGGGCGAGAGCUACACCCGAACCAAGGGCGGCGUCGGCAAGUUCAUCGACUCCGUCACGUUCCGCGUCGGAGGGCACAGCUGGUACAUCAGGUACUACCCUGACGGUAACCGCGACGAGAGCGCCGACUGGAUAUCUGUCUACCUCUACCUCGACGGUGCUGGCAGCGAAGAUGACGGCGGCGGCGUCAAGGCGAGGUACAAGUUCAGUCUGUUCCGCGACGCCGCUGCCGCCGGUGACGGUGAGGCGCCGCCGGUGCUAAUCCACACCAGAACCGCCAGCAACUACUCGUUCUGGAGCGCAGACCAGCACCGCCGGGGCUACUGCCGGUUCAUCAAAGCGACGGACAUGGAGGAGGCCACGAAAGGCGGCGGCUUUUGCAUCAGAUGCGACGUCGCCGUCAUGAAGGAGACCUGCGUCGAGACCACCAUGGCCGACUCUGUCACGGUGCCGGCAUCGGAGCUGAACCAGCACCUCGGCGCCCUUCUGGACAGCAAGGUGGGUGGGGACGUGACGUUCGACGUCGGCGGCGAGCAGUUCACGGCGCACCGGUACGUGCUCGCUGCCCGGUCCUCGGUCCUCAUGGCUGAGCUCUUCGGCCCGAUGAAGGAGAACACCAUGUCCAGCAUACAGAUCGAUGACGUGGAGCCGAGAGUGUUCAGAGCUCUGCUCCACUUCAUCUACACCGACUCGCUGCCGGAGAUCGAUGGCGAGGACGAGCCAGGGAUGGCGCAACAUCUGCUGGUGGCGGCGGACAAGUACGGCAUGCAGAGGCUGAAGCUGAUGUGCGAGGCAAUGCUGCUCAAACACAUUGACACAAGCGUCCUGGCUACCACGCUAACGUUGGCUGAGCAGCAUGAUUGCCAGGGGCUCAAGGAUGGCUGCUUCAAAUUCCUGAGAUCUCCUGGCAAUACCAAGGCUGUUGUGGAGAGUGAUGGCUUUCAGCAUCUAAGGAGCAGCUGUCCUUCUCUUAUUGAGGAGAUGCUUGUGAAGGUUGCUCCAUGAUGUCUUCAACUUGAAGGAGGCAUAAGGUCCUUGUUACACAUGUAUCUAGUACUGUCAGCUCUUUCUCUCAAACGAAGUACUAUCUGGUCUUAAUCUGCAAAUUUUCACUUGUUUUAAAGCAUCAUGUUGCCGGUCGCUGCAUUUUUUUUUGCUGGGAAAUACUUGCUUCGUGGCUGCUUGGCUCGUCA